Messenger RNA from Ipomoea nil (Japanese morning glory), 1757 nucleotides. RefSeq lists its product as uncharacterized. Lineage: Eukaryota; Viridiplantae; Streptophyta; Magnoliopsida; Solanales; Convolvulaceae. The coding region runs from base 1 to 1059 and encodes 352 amino acids. The record is from RefSeq and is a predicted model, not a curated record. The transcript has 8 exons.
AUGGACAGAAAUUGCGAUGAAUCGGUUCACGACCCUCUGCGGCUCUGCAAAAAGAGAGCGAAGAGCGAGGCAUUAGCAAAAGAAAACAGUAAUUCAUCCAUUAAUAGGAGGAGUCACAUUCCAGACCCCCCUGAAAGUUUUAGCAACGGGGAAAAAUCACUAGUGAGUUGUGAUGCAACGAAUCAGAUGCUAAGGUCUCCAUUUGCAGUAAUAGGUCAAAAUCUCUACAGUCCCGGGAGCAAUGUAUCGAGUCAUCAAAAUGAUGAGGACACCAAAGAUUCACACGCCAAUGGCUCUAGCAAUGAAACCGAAGGAACAUUUCUUAAGAAGGAUGAUCCGAAGGAUGAUCCGAAGAUACUUGCAUUGAUGCAACAAGCGGAACUACUGAGCUCACUGGCACUCAAAGUCAAUUCCGAAAACACAAACCAGAGUCUUGAAAAUGCUUGCAAGGUACUUGAAUAUUUUCUCAAUCAUACAAAAGAUGGUGAUGUGACGAAAUGCCAAAUUUCUGAGAUGGAGAUUCAGCUCGAGAAUUUUAAGCAAUCUGCAAAUGAAUUAAAAAACAUUAAUGAAUGCAGUCAACCAUCUUGGAGGCAACCUGCUUUAUCUGAAGAGUCUGCAGGCAGCUCGGAGUAUAGCACUGGAUCAACAUUACUAGCCCACGGGGUUGGUGAUAAUAGAGAAAAGAGCGAAGCUGAGCUAUGUGCUUUGCAUCAGGAUAUUGAAUCGGGAUUACAAUCAACCCACAUUGAUGAUGAAUUUGCAAAAGGAAUUUCUGGCAAUGCCUCGAAUUCUCAAGUUGAUACGUUCCCAGCUUGUGACAAAGUUAAUCCCGUUAAUGAGACUAUAUGUGAUUAUUCAAAUGAAGAAUGCUGUUCCCCUAUUCAAGUAACCCCGAUGUUCAGAUCACUAGCAGCAGCUAUUCCCAGCCCGAAAUUUUCAGAAAGUGAGAGACAAUUCCUACUAAAAACACUUGGAAUGGAAUCUACGUCUCUGAAUCCAAGCAUCAAUCCUUCUCAUCCUCCAUCGUGCAAGAGGGCCCUCCUCCAUAGUUUAUGACAAAACUUACCAACCAAUCUCAUGCAUAUUCUGCGGGGCUCAACCACCAUGACUUUUCGUCCAAAAAUUACAGGCAUGUGUAGAUUAUAUUUUAAGCCAGUUUUCCGUUGGAUUGCAGUCAUUAUGACCUGAGUUUUUACAAAGAGGCCAUGAAGAUCUGGUCCCAAAGACCACAAUCUAGAAUGCUAAGGAGCAUCCUAGUAUUUUCCGAAGAUCUGAUAAGAUGGUCUGCAUCCUUUCUCAACUUACCAGCCUAAUACAGUGUCUAGAGUGUUGUGUUUUUCUUUUUUUUUUUUUUUUGUUGUGUCACAUUCUUUUGUGUGUUGUAUGGGAGAGUUGGAUAGGGCAUCCAAUAAUGUUCCCAUAAGGCUUUUUUACAGUAUUUAUUUGCCAAUUGUACAGAAUAUAUAGAAUGUAGUUACAGAUUGGCACAUCGCCAUUGAUAUAGAACAUAUCAAAAAGAAGAAGAAUACAUUGAUAGAAGAGAGGAGGAUCAACAUCAACCAGUUGAACUGACCCCCCUUCCCUAGCGUUUUUGCUUCGUGUGCAGAGUUUAGAUAAUAAGUUUUGUGGUGUUCUUCUGUUUCUCUCAUCUUUAUGUAACAUUUAUCUCAUACUUUUAUUGGAGUGGAAAAUCCAAUAUUGCCUUUUGUGUGUAUAUAUAUGUCUCAGAAAGCAAAUUACUUAGAGCUGAACAA